This is a messenger RNA of Phyllopteryx taeniolatus (common seadragon), 2327 nucleotides long. RefSeq names its product glutaryl-CoA dehydrogenase, mitochondrial-like. The transcript is spliced from 12 exons. Gene Ontology annotation, molecular function: flavin adenine dinucleotide binding; fatty-acyl-CoA binding; glutaryl-CoA dehydrogenase activity. Gene Ontology annotation, biological process: fatty acid beta-oxidation using acyl-CoA dehydrogenase; fatty-acyl-CoA biosynthetic process. Bases 158 to 1486 code for a protein of 442 amino acids. NCBI's taxonomy places the organism in Eukaryota, Metazoa, Chordata, Actinopteri, Syngnathiformes, Syngnathidae. The record is from RefSeq and is a predicted model, not a curated record. Gene Ontology annotation, cellular component: mitochondrial inner membrane.
UGUCAUGGCGGAGUAGUGCGCCCAUUUUAGGACGUGACACAACUGGUGACGUAACCCAAAGUGAACAUUACUUACCAAACUUCUGUAGUACGCGUCUGGGACAAAUACUCAACAGAAUACUGUAACUAAUAAACUCGUCGAGGAGAAAACGUGCAAUAUGGCUCUGAGAAGUGUCACUCGUCUACUGUCUAGCGCCCCAAAAUGUUCAGCUUUCACUGCGUGCCGAGCCCAGAGUACAGCUCCUGCUUCCACCCGCAAAAUUAAGGAUGCUGAAGAAGUCAAAAAGGCUGCCAAGGGAUCCAAGGUGCCAUUCAACUGGCGAGACGCUCUGGACUUGGAGGGUCAGCUGACAGAGGAGGAGGUGAUGAUCCGGGACUCCUUCCGUGACUACUGCCAGGAAAAACUCAUGCCCCGCAUCGUCAUGGCCAACAGACACGAGCAUUUCCACCGUGAGAUUGUCUCGGAGAUGGGAGAGUUGGGCGUCCUAGGCCCCACGAUCAAAGGUUACGGCUGUGCGGGAACAAGUUAUGUGGCAUAUGGCUUGAUUGCCAGAGAGGUGGAAAGAGUGGACAGUGGCUAUCGCUCAGUCAUGAGCGUACAGUCUUCACUGGUCAUGCAUCCCAUUAAUGCUUAUGGCACAGAGGCUCAGAAGGAGAAAUACCUACCCAGGCUUGCUUGCGGAGAAAUCCUGGGCUGUUUUGGCUUGACAGAACCCAACCAUGGCAGUGAUCCCAGCAGUAUGGAGACCAAGGCUAUGUACAACCCAUCCAGUGGUACCUUCACUGUCAGUGGAGCCAAAACAUGGAUCACCAAUUCCCCUGUAGCAGACAUCGCAGUGGUCUGGGCCAGGUGUGAAGAUGGAAAGGUACGUGGCUUCAUCCUAGAGCGUGGAAUGAAGGGUUUCGCUACACCGAAGAUAGAGGGCAAGUUCUCACUGAGGGCCUCCGCCACUGGCAUGAUCCUGAUGGACGAAGUAGAAGUUCCUCAAGAGAACCUGCUUCCAAAUGUCUCUGGUCUGGCUGGCCCCUUUGGCUGCCUCAACAAUGCUCGGUAUGGCAUCGCCUGGGGAGCUCUGGGAGCAGCGGAAUUCUGUUUCCACGCUGCUAGACAGUACACUCUGGACAGAAUACAAUUUGGAGUGCCACUGGCGAGGAAUCAACUUAUGCAGAAGAAGAUGGCUGACAUGUUGACAGAGAUUACCAUUGGGCUACAGUCGUGUUUGUCCCUGGGAAGACUUAUUGAUGAGAAGAAAGCAGCUCCAGAAAUGAUUUCCAUGCUGAAGAGGAAUAGCUGUGGCAAAGCUUUAGAUAUAGCAAGACAAGCCAGAGACAUGCUGGGAGGGAAUGGAAUCGCAGAUGAAUACCACAUCAUCCGCCACGUCAUGAACCUUGAGGCUGUUAACACGUAUGAAGGAACCCAUGAUAUCCACGCCUUGAUCCUGGGCAGAGCUAUUACUGGACUUCAAUCUUUUACAGUUGAAAAGUAGUUUUGAGAGGUUGAAUGAGAAUAUUUACAAGGGAAUAUUAGAUGUAGAAACUGGAGCACUUUAUUAUCAUCUUUGCAGGUGUUUUAGUUUGUGGAUUAUAUUAUGAAUACAGGGUGUCCCAAAAGUGACAACACACUUUUUUGGGGGGUGGGGGGGUUCUUUUUCAUUUCAGGUAUCAUUCGAACAGACAUGAGGCCGUCAGCAUUUGACAGCUUCGGCUUUGCCAUUUUUGUAAGCAUAGUACCAAGUGACACUGGAGCAGCGUUGCUAAACAGAUGCUGUUUAGAGAAACGUGCCAUGUAUAGCAUACAUUGUACAAUGUGUUGGAGCAGUGUGACACCAUGAAGCUUAAACUGGCUCUGAAGUGAAGGUGGAGAUGGGAAAAACUUAAUGGUGGGCAGCACUUUUCCAACACGGCUCCAAUAUCAAAUGCCCAGCCAUGGGCAAUGGAAUGAAUGACAUGCUUGCAAAAACUGCAAAGCCUAAGCUGCCAAAUGCUGAUGGUCUCCUGUCUGUUGGAAUGAUACCAAAAACAAAAUGGGAUAAAGGAAGAAUAUGGUAAUUUUUGGGACACGCUGUAUUCACGUUCAUUUGUUUCUGCUAUGCAAUACACAACCGCAUUGGGUUCAAGUUAGGUACUUUAUAAAGUAUUUUCCAGUUAUAAUGCCAGAACACAAAUACUGUAGUUUAUUUGGGGGGGGGGGGGGGGUUGCAUGUUGUUUUCAUUAUAAAUUAAGAGUUGCGUUUUAUUUUGUCAUGUUUUAAUACAACUUUAAAUGAUGCAAAAUGAGGAUGGCUGAGAUGUUCUUGUGAAAAGCACCAAUAAAACUGCUAUCCUACA